Cryphonectria parasitica EP155 is the source of this 2025-nucleotide messenger RNA. RefSeq lists its product as uncharacterized. The record is from RefSeq and is a predicted model, not a curated record. The transcript is spliced from 4 exons. The coding region runs from base 1 to 2025 and encodes 674 amino acids. Lineage: Eukaryota; Fungi; Ascomycota; Sordariomycetes; Diaporthales; Cryphonectriaceae.
AUGACGGUGAUCGACUUUGGUCACAUGCUAUUUGAAGUAUCGAGGCGGGCGUACCGCGCGGGCACACCUGAUGCUGACGCCGAGUCCACAGCACACGAUCUCUCUAGGGCAACUAAGAUCCUCGAAACCUCCAUCAGUGCCGGCAUGCAACCCAUCACUUCCGAAGAGUCUGAACUCUUGCGCAUUGCCAAUAGCUGCCGAGAAGCUGCAAAAAAGCUAGGGGAAAUGUACGAAAAGCUGGCUGUGCCUAGAUCCGGUCAAAUAUCCUGGUCCGGUCGUGCGACGAAGGCUGUCUUGGUGGGCAUGAAGCGGCAAUGGCAACGUCAUAAAUUCGAUGAGCUCAACAACGUAUUGAUCGGCUGCCAAACUGCUAUGCAGACCAGAAUUCUUGUCUACCUCUACCAAACCAACAAAGCACAAGAAGCUAUGCGCCUCGAAGAGUUCUCGACCCUCAAUCGUUCUCUACAAAAUUUCAUCCGUGCGGUGUCCAAGGCCAAAUUUGGGAUGGAUGACCUCCUGUUGAGAUUGAACGAUCUCCACGCACUCCAGCUAAACACCAGGGAUGAUCUCCAUACGAUCCAGCUAGAAACCAAGAGUAGCAUCCAGCAAGACCGUCUCUUGGCCAGUCUGAAGUUCGACGGGAUGAACCAGCGGUUCAACCACGAUGUCAGGGACGCCCAUCACGAUACUUUCAAAUGGCUCUUUGGCGAGAACAUCGAUUCUACCACAUCAUCAGACGUCAACUCGCGAGACAGCACAUUGUCCAGCUGGUCGAUCAGGCAGCGGGAUAAGAUGCUUCGGGCUCGCCAAGAGACAUUUGAUGACUUUGGCCAAUGGUUGAAAUCUGAUUCGAGCCUGUACUGGAUCAGUGGCAAGGCCGGUGCUGGCAAAAGCACGCUGAUGAAGUUCAUCUGCCAGCACCUAAGUCACUCAAAGCCAACGGCGGACACGGUUGUCCUUCACUACUUCUUCUGGUUCAACGCUCCAACCAGCACAAUGCAGCGAAGUAUCGCUGGGAUGCUGAGUACAUUGCUUUACCAGCUGCUGCAACAUGAUCGAGCUCUUGUUCCUCACCUGAUCCACAGCAUGCCCGAGGCGCGUUUAGAGGACAAGGACAGUCCAUGGGAUUGGACUCUCGACGAGCUGGAGCGUUGCUUACAUACCGCACUUCGUUCCAGAGGAGUAAAACGCUCCGUAUGUCUCAUCAUCGAUGGCCUGGACGAGGUUCUUGAGGCGGAUGGAGCCAAUGCGCUCCUCAGGAGUAUCCGACAACUUGAAAAACUCCGUACUGUCCGGUUAUGUGUCUCAAGCCGUCCAGAACCAGUGUUCAACCGAGAUCUCGGGCAUUCGAGACAUCUUCGCCUGGAGAAGUUGACGGCACCUGACAGACACCGCUUCGUGAUGGAUGCCCUCCAGCCUUAUGCAUCACGCUUUCCUCGAGAUUCCUGUACAGAGGGCAUCGAAUGGUUUAUUGCGCAGCUUGUUGGGAAGUCUGAGGGGGUCUUUCUCUGGACGCGUGUGGCUACUCAAAGCCUGGUGCGCGGAUUGAAUGACGGCAACUCCAUCGAGACGCUCAAACAACGGCUGGAUGCGACCCCGGCCGACUUGUACGGUCUCUUUGCUUCGAUGUGGAAGCGACUCGGAGAAGAUGAGCAGUUUUAUCGAACUGGGGCAGCUAAUGUGUUUCGGUUACUCCUCUGUGACGACGAGAAGAACAUCUCAGCCAGACUUCUUGAAGGACGAAGCGACAACAUCGAUCUGAUGACUCUUCAUCUAUCUCUCCACCGGGAGGAAUCUGCGCGGGUGAUCCAGGAGUUUGAAAGGCCCGACGGGACUACUUGCGAGAUGAUUCUUUCGCAUUGUGUUGGUCUGGUCGACAUUGAUUCCCAACCUCGUACCAAGAUUGUCGACGCAUGUAUCGAUCUUGCCUUGGAGAGGAUAGCCCGCUCUUUCGACUCUAUCUCGCGUGUAUUGCUCGUGCAGCAUUGUUCAGGGGGCCUGGUCACAAGCAGGAAGACUGUUUGA